Messenger RNA from Rubroshorea leprosula, 534 nucleotides. Lineage: Eukaryota; Viridiplantae; Streptophyta; Magnoliopsida; Malvales; Dipterocarpaceae. The record is from the annotation of a GenBank genome assembly.
AUUCGUUGUAUCCAUCUUCUUUUGUUGUUUGUUAUUGCGAGACCAAAAGAAGAGAAAUCUAUGGUGCGACCUACCUGGGUCUGUCUUUUAAGUUAGAAAAUUUCAAAAUAUAAGUGCUUUUUUUAAGGAGAGAGGGAGGGAAGGGGAAUAAAUCAUGGCGGCUGAUAAGUCAACAGUAACAUGCACAGUCCUAGCCAUGGAUUCCACCAACUUCUGUUACAAAGCCUGCAAGCUUUGCGAAAGGGCUCUCCCCGAUCAUUCCCCAAAUUCAUCCUGCACUGCCUGCAAGUCUAAGUUCCCCGCCUCUUUCCCCUCCCACCAACACUUAUUUCGCCUUCUCCUGUCAAUAGCAACCGAUACAAAGGUAAUGGUGGUGAUAUGCUUUGAUAGGGCUGCUAAAGUUUUGUUUGGCUGCUCUGCUCAUGAGUUCUUAGACUUCGCAAAGAUUCAUCCUUUUGCUGGUAACUCUUAACCAACCCCUCUUGUUUCUUAUUCUGAAAUCAUCCUUUGAUUUUGAGAUUUUUAUAAAAAUUC